AGUUGUUUACUAUCUCUGUUAGAGUGCUCCAUGUUUGUAAUUAUUGGAUGCCCUGAAAAAUGUGCCCGGGAAUUUUAAAGAUUUAUGACACAGGAGGACGAUAAUAGUGAUCACUAACAAUGUCACAGACAUCAGUGGAUAAUUUUGUUACAGUUGUGUCGGUUGGAACUAGAGAAAAACCCGAAAGUAAUGAAGACAUCAAUUUUGAUUCCAGUGGUUCAGGAUAUGUAACAGUGUUAACCAUUGGCGAUGAAGAAAAUAAAAAAAAUAUAAAAGAUGUAACAGAGGAAGUGAUAGUGUAUAGGUUACCUGGGGAGAGAUUGGGAUUUGGACUAAAAUUUGAAGGAGGUACUAAAGCUAGUGAAUAUGUGAAACGUCUAUUUAUUCAAUCGUGUGCAGCAGAUAGCCCAGCUUCUAGAGUAAAAAGUUCAUGGGGAAAACUAACAGAGGGGGACGAAGUUUUAGAUAUCGAUUCAGUUCCAGUUAAUACUAUGACAAGAAUAGAUUGUGUGAGAUGCUUGAAAGAUUCAAAUGUGGCCAUAAAGCUAUUAGUGCGGCACACUUAUGACCAAGAAAACAAAAACAAUAUAGAAAACUCACCUUUAAUCAUUAGUGCGGAAGAAAAAAGAGUUCCUCCUCCUCCCCCUCCAGUCCCACCACGAAAAAUAUCGAGAAAACUACAUAAAAAUCUAAACAAUAAUAUUAAUAAAGAACCCACACAAGAAAUUGAAAAUAAUAAUACAAUUCAUAGAAAUACAGAAACUAAUAAACAGAAGAAGUUGCAAUCACCUAGAGGUAGCGUCCGUUCUUAUAACUCGCCAGAUAUUGCAAGAAGGGAUAGACGAUUUUCUGAUGGCAGUCUUGGACCACCAGAUGCUGAAGUUUAUGUUGAUCUUUUUCUUCAAGAAUCAACACAAAGUUUAAGCGAAUCUGAUGAUACAGGUAGUACUAUUUCCACGGUAAUCGAUAGGUUUCCCACAACUACUCCUUCUAGUAUUUCUGGAAGUUUACCAUCCACUCCAACGGCAUUACAAAAACAUCUGGAUAUAUCUAAUAUUAGCGUAUACGAGGAUGAAGAUUUUUCAAUUCUUGGUAAAAGUUUCGGAAAACCAAUCCCACUACCUAGAGAAGAAAACAAUAAUAUUAUACUUGAUGAUAUUAACCCCUUAAGUUUCCAAGAUGCACCUUUGAGCUAUGGUAAUGAAAGUACAAAAAUAAUCGUCCCUGAUGAAAUCGACACUGCUAAAGAAGAACCAAUUAUAUCCGAAGAGAAUAAACUAAUGUCAAAGAAGCCGCCAGUACCACCAAGGUCCAAAGACACGCGCCUUUCUUCGGAGGAAAGUAGAAAACAUUUGGAUGGUCUCCCAAGAUUGGUAGAUAAGCAUAUUUCUUCACAAGAAAGUAAAAAAGAGUUACAGGAACUUCCAAAGUUGAUAGAGACGCGUCUUUCUUCACAAAAAAGUAACAAACAAUUGGACAACCUCCCCAAGCACUUAGAAACGCGUCUUUCUUCAGAAGAUUUUAAAACCAAUUUAGAAGACCUCCCUAAUUUAAUAGAGAGUCGUCUUUCUUCAGAAGAAAGUAAAGAACAAUUGGAUAUUCUUCCCAAGUUCGUAGGAAAACAUCUUUCUUCAGAAGAUAUAGAGAACCUCUCCGGGUUAUCAGACAGUUGUCUUUCUUCAGAAAAAAGUGAAAAACAAUUAGAAAACCUUCCACGGUUAGUAGACUUUCUACCUAAAUCAGUCAACGAUAAUAAAGAGGACAGUCCAACCGAAAUAAUGAAAAUGUUCUUAGAAAAUGAACGUUAUAAAGCAGAUUUCGAAUAUUUUGAUAAAGAAGCUGAUAACGUGGAUACUUAUAAUAAUAGCGUCGAUUUGUAUAGUUCAAAAUGGAGCUUAUCUUCACAAUUAGCAACCAUAGGCGAGGUUGAGGAAGAAGGAAGUUCGGAAUUCAAUUUUACCAGAAAUGUUGGUAAAUCCACUCCAGUUGUGAUUGUGGAAAACACAGAAUCAAACGAAGGAAGUGUACAGGAAGAUAUAGAAACAAUUAAUAAAGAACCAAAUGGAAGUAUGGCAACUCUACCAAGUGACUCCAGGCAGCCACCAGAUGGACAUGAGUUUCCAGAUUUCAUAGAAGAUCACUCUGCAACUUCUAGGCACUACUACAAAGAAGUAGAUAUUAAUAUAAGUGCUUUUGAUGAAGAUUUCACGGAACAAACGAAAAGCAAAGAAUAUCCAGAACAAAAUAACUUGAUUAUAAGUCAGUCUGUUAGUACCUCAAGUACAGAUCUUCGGCCGAAAAUGUACGAAUCUUCUGAGAAUUUGAAAUUCGCCGACUUUUUGCACGAACCUUCACCGUUACAUACAAGAUCGCAAAGUUUAAUAGAUGUGUCGGCUUUAGCCCAGCAAAAGAAUACAAAACUCAAUCAAAUGUUUGAGCAUAGAAAAAAAGGUCUCUCAAAACUUAAGGGACUAGUCAUUCCUGAAGCAGCUGAAAGUGAUUUUUCAUCGAAUGUAAAUAUUCCAGAAAUAAAAAGUCAGACACCUGCAUUGUACCUUCCGGUGCCAAAAUUAACCAACCACUUUAGCAGUACUGAAACCAUUUUAACAAAUGACAGUGAUUUUUCUAGAACUUCAGUUACGUUUCCAACUUGGCAGUCAAAUAUACCAAGUAAUCUUCCUAAAUAUUCACCAGCUUUUAAGAGAAAAAGUCUGCAAAUUUAUAAUACAAGUAUUAGUAAAAGUGAAAAUAGUGCUUACGCGCAUAACGAUGAUUUUCCUAAAUAUUGUGAUAAAGUUAGUCCUAAAGGAAGUAAAGUACAAGAAGACGAUUUAAAUCCUCCCAAAUCAUUGGAAAGUAUUUCUUCACCGACUCGAUCAGACUGCAGUUUUGAUUACGUAAGUUCCUUGAAAAAAUAUGGUAAGACAAACAGUGAUUCUUCGCAAAAAUUGAAUAGUAGAAUUGAAGACGAAAGUGACAACGAUUCAGCCGUAAGUUCCAGCCAGUCUAGUUAUAAUUCUAGAUAUUCUCCACCAUCAUCACCAACGAGAUCCUGUGACAUGAACUCUUAUUCAAAGAAAUUAGAGGAAGAUGAGAAAAGCGCUCAAAAUCGAUUAUUGAAACCUUCUAGUGUCGAAGCUAUAAACCGAAAGAAUAUUUUAGCCUCUGCAAAAUGUAGAAGUGGAAAAGAUUUAAAAAUCGGUUCUCCUGUGAUAAGGAGAAAGCAAGAAAUGCAAACUACUGACAUUGUUAACGAUCAAAACGGAAUAAAAGAGCCUGCACUACCGGAUCCAGUUGUAAUCGCUAAAAAGUCGAGCAUUAUUUUAGACCGAAAUACAAGAAUUACGGAAAAUAGACCACAACCAGAGAAACCUAGUGAAAUAGUGACAACGAAGAAUUUUAAAACGACCUCUAAAGAAAUCCUGCAAAUCAGAAAUAACGAACCCACAACAAAAGCAGUAACAAAAAAUAUAUUUCUAACGAUGAACUCCUCCACUCUCAACCCCGUGCCAAAAAAAAUGCCUGAAGAGCCAAAAGACAAACUUACAGAUUUUUUUUCGACUUCAAAAUCUAGAAAACCAGCACCGAUUAACGUGAGAGCUUUGAAAAAAAGUUUUGAAAGUUUGAGUUCUCCUCCGCCUUUGCCACAAAAAGUUCCUGUUUACAAAUCGACGUUACCUAAACAAAAUAAUAAAAUAGACAAUGCCAUAAGUGAAAAUAUUGCUGCCACUCCGCUUAAGAACGGUGUUAAUAAAAGCCACGUUGGAAAAAUAGAACCCAUUACACCAAUCGAAAAAAUAACAUCCUCGAAUGUUGACAGGCGAACUAUUGUUCUUAAAAUGGAUCCAAAAGGAACUAGUCUAGGAAUUACUCUAUCUGGAGGUAUUGACGAGAACAAAGAUAUAACGAUACAUCGUAUACGAUAUAACAGCAUGGCCUAUCAUGAUGGUCGACUGAAACGAGGAGAUAAAAUAAUUUUUAUUAAUGAUAAAUCGACAAGUGGCUUGACUCAUAUGGAGGCUGUAAACUUACUUAAGGAACCAUUGACUGAGUUUUCCAUUGUGACAGAAGAAGGAGAAAAUACUGUGCCAUCACCUGUUAGUAGCAUCAGCGGUAGUUUACAAAGAAGAUCAUCUUCAAUGUCCUCUAUGCUUUCAGGAACUAAAUCUCCUUCAUUGGAAGAAAAGAAAGCUAAUACAAUCAUAGCAAUAAAUAAAGACGGAGCUGGACUUGGAUUCAGUAUUGAAGGAGGUAAAGACUCGCCACUAGGAGAUGUGCCAUUACGAGUUAAAAAAAUAUUUACAGGAGGCGCAGCAGACAAAUCUGGAAAUUUGGAAGUCGGCGACGAAAUAUUGAAAGUGAAUGACAUCAAUUUCACAAAUUUAACCAGAAUCGAAGCUUGGAAUUUAAUGAAGAAAAUUCCAGAAGGCAAAGUUGAAAUACAUAUAUUAAGAAAUUCUCAUUCGAAUUGAGUUACUUGUGUGAUUGCACUAGCCUUAGGUACAAAAAUAGAAGUCAGUGAAAACAGAAUCGAUUCUAGUGAGCUCAAAGUAUGUAGCAAUACAAAUUUUUAUUUUGUUCCGCUGUUGCUUUUUCUAAAUGACAGCAAUUUUGGUUUGAUACAAAGUACCAAAAUCCUAGUGCUUCAAAUUAAUAACAACUUUAACAUUACGGAAAUAAAAUUAAAUCUUGCCAAAACAAUUGAGUAUUUGUACUUAUUUAAAAUAAAUUUAUCACCCACAUUUUUAUGCAUUACUUUCCGUUAUAAUUUUAUAUAUAUUUUAUAUAAAUGC
Molecule: messenger RNA, 4793 nt
Organism: Diorhabda sublineata
Lineage: Eukaryota; Metazoa; Arthropoda; Insecta; Coleoptera; Chrysomelidae
Exons: 9
Coding region: 120-4472 (1450 amino acids)
Molecular function (GO): protein binding
Source: RefSeq, a predicted model, not a curated record